UGCUGACGCCUGAGGCGCGCUUUUACCCUGGAACGAGGAAGACAAAUCCAAAGUUAUUACCGGAAGUUAGUUGUUUUUUUUCCCCCAGCACAACCUCACGCUGGUAACGAACCCUGCUCCUUCACAGGUACAUUAGCAGUUUCCCUCUGGGCUCUUCAGGUAAGGAGACAUGAAAAAGCAGGACACGGAGGAGUCUCUCGGCAGUCCUGGCAGUGAGGAUGCUCCACCCACGGCCUCGGUCUCCGGGUCCCCUCCACCUGACGCUCCACCUGCGGCUGAAGCGGCCAACGACGGCUCGGACAGCGGCAGCCCCAAACAGGCCCAGGCCCGGAGCCCCCAGGCAGAAAGCCCCCCACAAACCACGGAAGAGGGGGACGAAGCGGCCCAGGCUCAGCGCGACAUGGCGGAGGAGCUGAGCCGGCAGCUGGAGGACAUCCUCAGCACCUACUGCCGGGAGAGCCUCCAGGAUGACGCUGGUGCCUUGCUCAACGGCCAGUCGCACAGCCCGGUGCUCAACGGUUUGACCGGCGAGAAGGAAGACGACAAGGCGGAGGAGGGCAAAGUCAACGGCGGUGACCACGGGGCAGAGAAGGAGCAGAAGAAGACGCAGGAGAAGAAGAAAGUCAAGGGUCUGGGCAAGGAGAUCACUCUCCUCAUGCAGACUCUGAACACCCUGAGCACCCCUGAGGAGAAGCUUGCAGGCCUCUGCAAGAAGUACGCCGACCUGGUGGAGGAGCACCGCACCUCUCAGAAACAGAUGAGGGCGCUGCAGAAGAAGCAGAGCCAGCUGGUGCAGGAGAAGGACAACCUGAGGAGCGAACACAGCAAGGCCAUCCUGGCGCGCGGCAAGCUGGAGAGCCUCUGCAGGGAGCUGCAGAGACACAACCGCACACUCAAGGAGGAAGGGAUACAGAGGACGCGGCUGGAGGAGGAGAAGAGGAAGGAGGUGACGUCUCACUUCCAGGCGACGCUGAACGACAUCCAGGCUCAGAUGGAGCAGCACAACGAGAGGAACGCCAGCCUCCGACAGGAGAACGCCGAGCUGGCCGAGAAACUCAAGAAACUCUACGAGCAGUACAAACUGCGGGAAGAGCACAUAGACAAAGUGGUGAAGCACAAAGACCUGCAGCAGCAGCUGGUGGAUGCAAAGCUGCACCAGGCGCAGGAGCUUCUGAAGGAGUCGGAGGAACGGCACGACCGCGAGAAAGACUUUCUGCUGAAGGAAGCCGUGGAGUCUCAGAGGAUGUGCGAGUUGAUGAAGCAGCAGGAGGUCCACCUCAAGCAGCAGCUGUCGCUGUACACGGAAAAGUUCGAGGAGUUUCAGACCACGUUGUCCAAGAGCAACGAGGUGUUCACCACCUUCAAACAGGAGAUGGAAAAGAUGACUAAAAAGAUCAAAAAGCUGGAGAAGGAGACGGCGAUGUACCGCUCGCGGUGGGAGAGCAGCAACAAGGCGCUGCUGGAGAUGGCCGAGGAGAAAGCUGUGCGGGAUCAGGACUUCGAGGCCCUUCAGGGUAAAGUCCAGCGGCUCGACAAGUUGCGGCGGGCGCUAAAAGUGGAGCGAAACGAGCUGAAGAAGAAGGUCCAGAACCUGAACGGGGAUACCGGCGGUGCCACAGGAGCCCCCGCCUCCGAUCCUGGGACUGACUCUCCCUCCCCCCCUCCUACAGACUGUCUGCUGGAGCCCAGCAGCUGUCCUGUCCCAGACUCCACCUCCUGCUCCCACUCCUGCCACUGCGGCCCACAGCUGGACACAGACGCCCUACAGCAGGAAGCAAACUCCCCGGCUGUUCCUGCACAGGAAUGAAGCGGAACCACUCACUCCCCCCCCCUCCCAUCCACGUUCAAACCAGCAGCCGGCAAGCCGUCACUCCCCCGCUGGAAGAGCAACACUGGUCUGAGAGAUUAGGUUUUAACAGCAGGGGGUGAUGUGUCGACUUUAUACACAGCGAGACUGUGAAUCAGCAAUCCCUCUCAAGGGAUUCAGUAAAGCAUUUAAUGUAGUUUGAUUUGCUGCAGAAAUGCACCUCCUGUGAUUUAUUUAAUACUUUAGGAUCUAAACGUGGGCACGGGCUAUAAACAGAAUGUGUGUGUGUUCAGGGCUUUGUCAAUGGUAGCGUAACAGUGUUUCAUUCUAAAAGACACUUUUAGCAUCAUAUCGACUUACUUUGUGCAUUCCUAACGUCUAACUUGGAACAUUCUGGAGCUACUAAUUAAUUAUCAAGGGAAUUUUCUGGGCUUAUUUUUCCUCCAGGGCCCAUAAGUUGGUUUAGGUUUUCACUAUUCUCACUGGUAACAUACUACUUUUCUUUUUUUGGUCCUUUGGGGGGGGGGUGUUUUGUUCUUUUUCCUCCUUACUCCUGUUUCUUUCAUCCUGGUCGCAUACAUCCAUACUUUGUUUCUGGCUUCAUAGAUCCCAUUUUUUUCUUAUUCCUGUUACUAUAUAUCUGUUGGAUUUCCUUUAGCCCCUCCCCCCCCCCUCCCCUCCUUGCCUCUUACAUUUGACGUUCAGAUUACUCACUGGCCAUAUGAUGCUAGUUUAAGCUUAUUUAAAUUGUCUUCUUUGAUGCUGGGAAAAUGAUGCGUCCCACCUCCAGAUUUCAGGUGGCCUUGGUCAGUUUUAUUUAGGUUUGCUUAUAGUAUGGAGAAGAAAAAAAAAACACUUUAAAGUCCUUGUUAACGACAUUUGCCAUUUCUACAUCUGGGACAUGUGUUCUGUUUGUCUACGCCACGUUCUGAGGAUUGCUGUAGUUUGUAAUCAGGUGUUAAUCAAGAGAAUGUCAAGUACCUCUAUGCAACGCUUGCGUCUUAGUUUCAUCUUUAACGAAGUGUUGACUCAUGAGCACUUAGCUUGAAUGUAUAUUCAUUUAUGGAUGUAAAUUCACUUUAAAAACCAAGACUAAACAUCUGACAGCAGAAUGCCUUGUGGAAAAAGGAGGAAAGUUUGGGCCCUUAACGUAGAGCUGCUCUUUGGGCGUUAUAGGACGCAUCUUUUGAAAGAUGCAGAGACUGAGCCAAGUAGGGGGAGAAUGGAGCAAUUUUUUUUUUCCUGAAAUGUUUCACUCACUAAAAUGUUGGCUUCUCAUCUGAAUGACUAAUGUUUAUGAAUAUGUAGCUACUGCAAAGUGGGGACACUUCCAUUGUCCCGCGGGACACAUUCAUUACUAUCCAGUUCAUUUGGGCUUAAGAAGGAACCAAAGAUGUUUCCUUUUGUCUUUUGCAGUACUUUUAUCUGACCCUGUAUAUUUUUCUUGUUCAAUAAAAGAGCUGUGUAUGUUUGAGUUAA
Fundulus heteroclitus (mummichog) is the source of this 3286-nucleotide messenger RNA. It is a transcript of the gene txlna, whose product is annotated as taxilin alpha. NCBI's taxonomy places the organism in Eukaryota, Metazoa, Chordata, Actinopteri, Cyprinodontiformes, Fundulidae. Gene Ontology annotation, molecular function: syntaxin binding. The record is from RefSeq and is a predicted model, not a curated record. Bases 170 to 1807 code for a protein of 545 amino acids. The transcript has 11 exons.